Molecule: messenger RNA, 1010 nt
Organism: Galendromus occidentalis (western predatory mite)
Lineage: Eukaryota; Metazoa; Arthropoda; Arachnida; Mesostigmata; Phytoseiidae
Gene: how
Product: protein held out wings
Exons: 8
Coding region: 33-1010 (325 amino acids)
Biological process (GO): regulation of mRNA splicing, via spliceosome
Cellular component (GO): nucleus
Molecular function (GO): mRNA binding
Source: RefSeq, a predicted model, not a curated record
GCGGAGGUAGCUCAUUCUUGAGAGUAGUGCGUAUGAUGGGACAGAGAUCUAUGAUGCAGAACACGCAGAGUAUAGCCGACUACCUCGCGCAACUGCUGAAGGACAAGAAGCAGUUGGCGGCGUUCCCUAAUGUUUUCAUCCACCUCGAGAGAAUCCUCGACGAAGAAAUCUGCAAAGUGCGAGCGUCCCUAUUCCAGAUCAACGGACGCUCGAAAGAGCCCCUUGUUCUGCCGGAUCCCGAAGGCCCGGUGAUUUCGAAGACGGAAAAGGUCUACGUGCCUGUCAAAGAACAUCCCGACUUCAAUUUCGUGGGUCGGAUCCUCGGACCCAGGGGAAUGACCGCCAAGCAACUCGAGCAGGAAACUGGCUGUAAGAUCAUGGUCAGGGGCAAGGGGUCCAUGCGCGAUAAGAAAAAGGAAGAUGCUAACCGAGGCAAACCGAACUGGGAACAUUUGAACGAUGACCUCCACGUUUUGAUAACGGUCGAAGAUACAGAGAAUCGGGCCGAUAUAAAAAUUCAACGAGCUGUCGAAGAGGUCCAGAUGCUCCUGGUGCCUGUGACCGAGGGGGAGGACGAGCUCAAGAAAAGACAACUCAUGGAACUGGCCAUCAUCAACGGAACUUACAGGGACUCGAGCGCCAAAGGUCUCAACGGGACAGGUCUGGAGGCUUUCCUGCCUCAAGAUUUUCAACGGCUCUUCAACGCUGCCGCCGGUGGCCCUGUGGCUCUCACAUCGCCUCUGCGCACAGGGACUCCCUUGGGAGCGCCUCUGAUACUCUCGCCGAGGAUCCCGGUCCCGACCAAUGCCGCAGUUCUCAACGGAUCUGGUCCCCCUCCACCCCUGAUGUCCGCGGAUGCCCAGCUCCUUUAUCACUAUCCCGAUUAUCAUCAAUACGCGGCUCUUCUGACAGCAACAUCUCAAGCCGAGUAUCAUUCCAAUGCUAGCGCGAGUAAACAACGGAGGGCUCUGUCGGGCGUGCGGGACCACCCGUACCAGCGGGGGUCCUAA